This is a messenger RNA of Ipomoea triloba (trilobed morning glory), 1850 nucleotides long. RefSeq names its product cytochrome P450 CYP736A12-like. The coding region runs from base 58 to 1548 and encodes 496 amino acids. The record is from RefSeq and is a predicted model, not a curated record. Lineage: Eukaryota; Viridiplantae; Streptophyta; Magnoliopsida; Solanales; Convolvulaceae. Gene Ontology annotation, molecular function: monooxygenase activity; iron ion binding; heme binding. The transcript is spliced from 2 exons.
GAUCUUACCAAUUAAUAUCUACAACACAACAAAACAUCUUCUCAUCUGAUCUCAACCAUGAAUACAUCAUGGUUUUGGAUAGCCCUUGCAGUGUUCGCAGCGGUUUCUAUCUUUCUGAAGAAGAAGAGUAAAAGGUUGCCGCCCGGUCCCAAAGCGGUGCCGAUAUUAGGGCACCUCCAUUUGAUUGGAAAAGAUCCCCACCAUGAUUUCCAAAAGCUAUCCAAAAUCUACGGUCCUAUUAUGUAUUUACGCUUCGGGUUUGUCGACAACAUCAUCGUAUCGUCCCCUCAAGCCGCCCAGCAGUUUCUCAAAACACACGACCUCAACUUCGCCUCCCGACCACCUCAAGAAGCCCCCAAGUACAUCUCCUACGACCAGAAAGAUUUGGCGUGGAGCGAAUACGGUCCGUAUUGGCGCAACAUGCGAAAGCUCUGCACUUUGGAGCUCCUCAGCAAUCUAAAGAUCGCUUCUUUUCAAUCCAUGAGAAGAGAGGAAUUGUGUCUUCUCGUGGAAUCAUUCAAGCAGGCGGCUUUGGAUGGGGCGGCUGUUGAUUUGAGCUCCAAGGUUUCUUCCAUGAGUUCCAACAUGAGUUGUCGGAUGGUUUUUGGGAAGAGGUACGAGGAUAAAGACCUCGGCGACAAGGGGUUUAAGGCUGUGAUAGAUGAAAUUCAGUAUUUGGCUGCUGUCCCUAAUCUUGGGGAUUAUUUCCCAUAUCUUGGUAAGCUUGAUUUCCAGGGUUUGACUCGAAGGAUGAAGGCCGUUGCCAAGCUUUGUGAUGACUUUUUUGAGAAAAUCAUUGAUGAACGCGAACAAGCUGAAAACAAUGGCGACACAAAAGGCACCAAGGAUUUUGUUGAUACCAUGUUGGAGAUUAUGAAAUCUGGAGAAACUCCUUUUGAAUUUACUCGCGAGCAUGUCAAGUCCACUAUGCUAGAUAUGCUUGUAACUUCGAUGGACACAUCAUCUUCUGUGAUAGAUUGGACAAUGUCUGAACUUCUUAGACAUCCGAAAAUCAUGGAGAAAGUCAAGGAAGAAAUCGAGAGACAUGUAGGGUCUAAUAGGAUGGUGGAAGAGGAGGACUUGGAGAGCUUGGAAUACUUAGCAAUGGUGAUAAAAGAAUCAUUAAGGAUUCAUCCGGUUGCACCACUACUUCUCCCUCAUGCAGCGAUUGAAGAUUGUGUAAUUGAUGGCUUUCACAUACCCAAAAAAGCAAGAAUUUGGGUAAACUAUUGGGCAAUUGGGCGUGAUCCAAAUGUAUGGAGUGAUCCAGAGAAGUUCACUCCCGAAAGGUUUAAGGGAAGUCAAAUUGACUAUAGAGGUCGUGAUUUUGAGUUUAUUCCAUUUGGAUCGGGGAGGAGAAGUUGUCCGGGUUUGCAGCUCGGCGUAACAGUGGUUCGACUAGUGGUGGCAAACCUAGUUCAUUACUUUGAUUGGAAUCUUCCAAAUGGGAUGCUACCCGAUGAUUUAGACAUGACUGAGGAACUAGGUGCUGUGGUGAGACGAGCUAAGAAUUUAAUAGCGGUUCCUACCUAUCGAUUAAAUGUUUAGUCUCUUUUAUGUUUGUUAACUAGAAAUAAAUCAGCAAGAAACUCUUUUUCGAUAAAUAAACAAGUGUUGGGAGUGUAUCUCAAACACUUAUGGUAAUUGGUCAAGGAACAUGGGUACGUACAUGGUUGGUGUAGACACCAUCUGAAUACAGUUUUUAGGUCAUCCCUAUUUGGUCUUAUUAUUGUGGAGUCUUAUAAAUCUGUAUAUGUUCAGGAGUCCUGCUUAUAUGGAUCCUACAUAAACAUCCCUAUGUUUGAAAUCAAUAAAUAUACCUGUUUAUGAAUAAAUUUAAUUACUUUUUA